AUGUCUGCUAUGUUGAAGGCUGCCUUUUCCAAGGUGCGCAACAACCUUUUCAAAGGUCAAUUGCCAGCAGUGGCCGUUGAUCCAAGUGAUUUCACCAUUGUUACCGAGGGUAAAGCCGACAUACUGUUCCCUAAGCAAGAGGAAGUGUUCUACAACCCGAUCCAGCAGUUCAACAGAGACCUGAGUGUCACUUGCAUACAGGCGUGGGAUCAUCUGUACGGAAGUAAGUUGAAGAGUCACCGCCAGAGGAAGAGGACAUCAUCGGAACCCGAAGCCAAGAGACGUAAACUGGAUCCCAAGGACGAGGAGCACAGAUACAUCACGAUACUGGAAGCCUUGUCCGCCACAGGACUAAGAGCCAUCAGGUAUGCUAAGGAGAUCCCGCAUGUCAAAGAGAUCAUCGCCAAUGAUCUGCUGCCUGCAGCAGUGAAAUCCAUUCAAAGGAAUAUUGAUUACAAUGGCGUGCAAGAUAUUGUAACUGCUAACCAAGAUGAUGCUAAUGUCCUGAUGUACAGAAACAAGUCUGAUAAUAAGAAGUACCAUGUGAUUGAUCUUGAUCCAUAUGGUACUGUUACCCCAUUUAUCGAUGCCGCUUUGCAAUCAAUUGAAGAAGACGGCCUAAUGCUAGUGACAUGCACUGAUCUCUCUGUUCUGGCAGGUAAUGGUUACCCAGAGAAGUGCUUUGCUCUUUAUGGUGGUGUCAAUAUGGUUUCCCAUGAUGCUACACAUGAAAGUGCGUUGCGUUUAGUGUUGAACUUACUUAAUCAAAGCGCCGCUAAAUACAAAAAGCACGUUGAGCCAUUGCUUUCCUUGAGUAUUGACUUCUACGUUCGUGUUUUUGUUAAAGUGAAGACAAGCCCAAUCAAGGUCAAAGAACUGCAGUCUAACACAAUGAUUACAUACCAUUGUUCUCAAUGCGGUUCUUUUGCAAAUCAAAAAUUGGGAAGGAAAGUUGAUAAACAGAGUAGAAAAAAGAAGCAGCAGACAAUUACCAAAUUUUCUGUUGCUCAAGGACCACCAAUUGACUCCAAGUGUCAAUUCUGUGGUGGAACAAGCCUUCUAGCUGGCCCAAUGUACGCAGGUCCACUUCAUAACCAUGAAUUUAUUGAGGAAGUACUAAAGAUUAACGAAAAAAGAUUCAAAGAGAAAGAUACCGUUUAUGGCACAAAGGAGAGAAUUAAAGGUAUGCUAACGUUGGCCAAGAACGAACUGAAUCAUGACGGAUCACAAUUUUAUUUCAGUCCGAACACAUUAUCUUCAUUAAUUAAGCUACAGGUUCCAGCUUUGAAAACCAUUGCUGCUGGGUUAGGUUCCCUUGGAUUUGAAUGCUCUCUGACUCAUGCUCAACCAUCUACAAUUAAGACUAAUGCUCCAUGGGAUGCAAUCUGGUAUGUGAUGAAAAAAUGUCAUGAGAACAAAGAGGACUAUCAAGGCAGAAACUUAGAAGAUAUGCCGGAAAAGGGUAUUGGAUACAGAAUUUUGAAAUACCUAGAAGAUAACAAAGAACAUUACGACCAAUUAUAUGGUGAAAAACUUUCAUUUGCACCUAAUGAAACCAGUGGUAGCAUUGAAAAGUUAAGAAAACUAAAAAUUGUUAGAUACCAGGAAAACCCAACCAAGAACUGGGGACCAAAAGCCCGUCCAUCAGGAAAAGAAACAUAA
Molecule: messenger RNA, 1662 nt
Organism: Nakaseomyces glabratus
Lineage: Eukaryota; Fungi; Ascomycota; Saccharomycetes; Saccharomycetales; Saccharomycetaceae
Gene: TRM1
Product: tRNA (guanine26-N2)-dimethyltransferase
Biological process (GO): tRNA N2-guanine methylation
Cellular component (GO): nucleus
Molecular function (GO): tRNA (guanine(10)-N2)-methyltransferase activity; RNA binding
Source: RefSeq, a predicted model, not a curated record